AUGUUUGCAAAGACGAACAAGACGAAUAUUCUCCGUUAUGGUUUAUUAUUCCCCAUUGUUUUAAUAUUCUUCUCCAUAAAAAAUGAGGUCUUCAUCGUGGGACGCUUUCUGUCCCUCCUUGUCUUUGAGAUUAUCCCAGGGGAGCUGAUAACUCAACCCACUUCCAAGCUAUCCACGGCAUUGUCUCUCUUCGACGAACAGAUAUCUCCAUCAGUAACGUUGGACAAUACUCUUGCCGGCCUUUUCCGCGAACAUGGUGUCUCGGACUCUAUAGUCCUAGACAUAUACAAUGGCUAUACCUACGUCGAUAUCCAUCCACAGAUUCUUCGCGAAACAGUCUAUAUCCAGGAUGAAGAUGUUGGCUUUUCGAGCAACAAUACGGACGAAGGACUCGAACGAUUCCGAACGCUGGUCCUGACUUACAAGACGGUCAAGUUUUUACUGGGACUCGGCCCGAUUGACGUAUACCUAUACCGCCCUGCCAAUCUUCCGGCGAACAUUGACCGAGUUUUGUCGCCUCUCUCCGCGAAUCAACGGCCACAAAUCCAUUAUAUAGAUUUGAACAAGCAUAACGUACAAGAUGAGUUGCGACGAGUUACCCAUGGGAAGAAGUUAUGGUACUAUCGACCAAAGUCAUAUAUGCUUGAGUAUGAUACUUUGGUCCAUCCCGAUUUCGCAUAUGAGAUCAACGACAAACGCUUCCUUUUGCACCCCAACAUUCCAACUCCCGAUCUACAGAUGGCCCCACUGCAGGGCGAGGAUCUGAGCACCUCGGUCCUCUCGACAAGGCCGCUGCCGUUUGUUGUCAAACUGCGUCGUUGCAGCGGGAGUCGGGGAACAUGGAUUGUCACCAGGGAGGACCAGAGGCAGGAGAUGCUCACUGCCAUGGCAGAAUACCAGGACCGUGGGGUUCCUGACGUCCAGAUAUCAGAGUUCAUACACUCCACGCGACCUCAUUAUUCAGUGAACUUCUUCGUGGGUGCGGCUGGCCCGUCCAAUGCAAGUUCAACCGUGACUUUCCUUGGAGCCACAGAACAGCUCUUCACCCAGUCGGGACGCUGGGCGGGCUCAGUGAUUGACUAUCGAUCACAGAAGCAGAUCAAGGAGCAAUUAAUGGAUACCAUCAAUGCUGUCGCUCGCACCCUGAUCGGCUCCUAUGUCGGAUGGGCGGGGAUAGAUGUCAUUAUUGAUGCGCAUAGUAACCGAACGGUGGUUGUUGACCUCAAUGCGCGGUUAACAGGAGGUUUCGUUGUAUGCUUACUUUCAACCCAUUUCAUGAAGGAACGAGGGUUGCCUCUGGCCCAGGCUCAGAGUUUCCACUAUGAGGGGAAAUCGUCCGAUGUUUAUACCCUUCUCGCUCCGUUUAUUAGCAAGGGACAAGUUAUUGUGGCUGCAGCCACGGAGUCCCUGCCCAACAACUCUACCGCGCAGCUAAUAUUCGGCGGAAAGACUCGAGAAGAGCUUUUUAGUAUGCAUGCUGCAAUUCAAGAGAGAUUGAACCGCUGUCUAGAUCGUCACGGUACGAUUGAUUAUUCCACAGGGCGCCCUAGCAUGAGCGUUUAA
Trichophyton rubrum CBS 118892 is the source of this 1563-nucleotide messenger RNA. RefSeq lists its product as uncharacterized. The coding region runs from base 1 to 1563 and encodes 520 amino acids. Gene Ontology annotation, molecular function: metal ion binding; ATP binding. The transcript is spliced from 2 exons. NCBI's taxonomy places the organism in Eukaryota, Fungi, Ascomycota, Eurotiomycetes, Onygenales, Arthrodermataceae. The record is from RefSeq and is a predicted model, not a curated record.